AUGGCUGCUCCGCGCGCCGCGCCCCCGCGCAGCCCGCCCGCGCCGCGCCGGCUCCGGCUCCUACUGCCGCUGCUGCUGCCGCUGCUGCUGCCCGCGCCGAGCGACGGUCUUGGCCACUCUGCUGAACUGGCAUUUGCUGUGGAACCAAGCGAUGAUGUUGCAGUCCCUGGGCAGCCUAUAGUGCUGGGCUGCAGAGUGGAGGGGACUCCUCCAGUGCGAAUCACCUGGAGGAAGAAUGGGGUGGAGCUGCUGGAGAGUACCCACUCCACCUUGCUGGCCAAUGGGUCCCUGAUGAUCCAUCACUUCCGGCUGGAUCGGGGAGGCAGCCCUUCAGACGAGGGUGACUAUGAGUGUGUGGCUCAGAACCGCUUUGGGCUGGUGGUCAGCCGGAAGGCUCGAAUCCAGGCUGCAACCAUGUCCGACUUCCACGUGCAUCCUCAGGCCACCGUGGGAGAGGAGGGCGGUGUGGCCCGCUUCCAGUGCCAAAUCCACGGGCUGCCCAAACCCCUAAUCACGUGGGAGAAGAACAGAGUCCCCAUUGACACGGACAAUGAGAGGUACACACUGCUGCCCAAGGGGGUCCUGCAGAUCACAGGACUUCGGGCUGAGGACAGUGGUGUCUUCCACUGCGUAGCCUCGAACAUUGCCAGUGUCCGGGUCAGCCACGGGGCCAGGCUCACCGUGUCAGGCUCAGGCUCCGGGGCCUACAAGGAGCCAAUGAUACUCGUGGGGCCUGAGAACCUCACCCUGACAGUGCACCAGACUGCGGUGCUUGAGUGUGUCGCCACGGGCAACCCGCGCCCCAUUGUGUCCUGGAGCCGCCUGGAUGGCCGCCCCAUUGGGGUGGAGGGCAUCCAGGUGCUGGGCACUGGCAAUCUUAUCAUCUCAGAUGUAACCGUCCAGCACUCCGGCGUCUAUGUCUGUGCAGCCAACAGGCCAGGCACCCGGGUGAGGAGAACAGCACAAGGCCGGCUGGUGGUGCAAGCCCCAGCUGAGUUUGUCCAGCACCCCCAGUCCAUCUCCAGGCCAGCUGGGACCACAGCCAUGUUCACCUGCCAAGCCCAGGGUGAGCCGCCCCCUCAUGUCACAUGGUUGAAGAAUGGACAGGUGCUGGGGCCAGGAGGCCACGUCAGGCUCAAGAAUAACAACAGCACCCUGACAAUUUCUGGAAUCGGCCCUGAGGAUGAGGCCAUCUACCAGUGUGUGGCUGAGAACAGUGCUGGCUCCUCACAGGCCAGCGCCAGGCUGACCGUGUUAUGGGCUGAGGGGCUGCCUGGCCCCCCCCUCAAUGUGCAGGCAGUCUCUCUGUCACCCACUGAGGUCCGUGUGUCCUGGAAUGAGCCCCUGGUCAACACCAAGGAGAUUAUCGGCUAUGUCCUGCACAUCAGGAAGGCUGCUGACCCUCCGGAGCUGGAGUACCAGGAGGCAGUCAGCAAGAACACCUUUCAGCACCUGGUGAGCGACCUUGAACCCUCCACUGCCUACAGCUUCUACAUCAAGGCCUAUACCCCAAGGGGGGCCAGCUCAGCCUCUGCCCCCGUGCUGGCCAGCACCCUGGGUGAAGCACCUGCCCCACCCCCGUUGUCCGUGCGGGUCCUGGGCGGCUCCUCCCUGCAGCUGCUGUGGGAGCCCUGGCCCCGGCUGGCCCAGCAUGAGGGAGGCUUCAAACUGUUUUACCGCCCAGCAAGCAGGGCCUCCUUCACCGGCCCCGUCCUGCUGCCUGCAACAGUCUCCUCCUACAACCUCAGCCAACUCGACCCCACCACGGUGUACGAGGUGAAGCUGCUGGCCUACAACCAGCAUGGGGAGGGCAACGCCACAGUCCGCUUCGUAUCUUUGAGAGGAGCAUCUGAGAGGACAGGUACUUCAAGCCAAGAGAGCCACAACUCCCAACCAUCACCUGCCCCUCCUGCCCAGGACCCACCUGCCCCUUUGACCGAACAGGAGGAAGAGGACACAGAAGAUGAUGCAGGUGACCCCGAUGUGGAUGCCAAUGACGAUGCCUGUGGUGGACGUUUGCACCCCCUUAGGGUCCUCUUGUGUAAGGAUGUAGAAAACCAGCUCUCCCCUCCUCAGGGCCCCCGGAGCCCAAGGGAUCCUAGCAUCCUGGCACUGAAUGGGGCAGGACGGGGAGAGCGGGGCCGAGACAAGAAGCGCGUGGACAUGAAAGAACUGGAACAGCUGUUCCCCCCAGCUGGGGCAGCGGGGCAGCCGGACCCCAGACCCGUGCAGGAUCCUGGGGACCCUGCCCUGUGUGAGGAGACCCAGUUCUCCAUGCUGCCACUUGAGGGAUUCAGCCUUCUGGAGGAGAUGACAUCAGAAGCCAAGUCCCCCUUCGCAGGCCCCGCAGCUGCCCUGCCACCCCAGGACGGAGGCCCCGGGUUCCUCAGUGAAGGACAGGCUACUUGGGCCUCCACAGCACCAGCUGCCCAGCCAGCUCACUCAGGCCAGUAGCCAGUGUCUGGCAGGCUCCGGAGGGGGCAACCCCCCAUUCUCAGGUCAAAGGCAAGAUUUCUCCUGUCAUGUGGGACUCGGAUGGGGGCUUCCCAGCAUUUCUGUCCUGACUGCCCCUCAGGUUGUCAAGACCUAAAGUAGCCUCAGCAGGGACCUCCCUCCCUAGAACCUGGAGGGGUUCCUUCAGGAGCCCCUCCCUUGGACUAAUGUCCCCCCUCACCUCUGCCUGGUACCCACAUGACUUGGAACUGAACUAAUGUUUUCCUUUAAAAAAAAAAAAAGAAAAGAGAGGGGAAGGUGAAUUAGACUCCAAAAAUACGCCCCUGCUGUGGCUGGGCCCCUGACACUGUCACCCUCCACUGACCUUGUUUUCUCAGGAUGGAUUUUUGCUGUUUGGCUCUCAGCACCUACCUCAGCCGGAAUGAAUGUUUUUGGGGGAGUUGGGCCGUGGCCUCAGCCCCCAUCCCCAAACAGAGCCCCAAAUGCACUCCUACCUCAAGCCCCUGUAGGGGCACCCCCCUCUCCCUUCCCAUAUUGUUGUCAAGAGUUUAAAAAAAAAAAAAAAGAAAAAGAAAAAAAAAAAAAGCACUUCCCCAUUUCCAGGUGUGAAAGAAAACAUCUACCUCAAGGCUCGCUGGCUCUCCGGGCCUGGUUGUAUCACUGGACCCUCCUCCUGCCCGCAGCCCUUCUAUUGCUCCCCCAGAGAGGAGGCUAAGUCAUCAAGGGCAGGCCUCUCAGGAACUACAGAAAUAAAAAUGGAAUUGGUCAAAGAAAAUGUGAAAAAAAAAAAAAAAAAAGCCAAAAA
Panthera uncia (snow leopard) is the source of this 3259-nucleotide messenger RNA. It is a transcript of the gene IGDCC3, whose product is annotated as immunoglobulin superfamily DCC subclass member 3. The record is from RefSeq and is a predicted model, not a curated record. Gene Ontology annotation, molecular function: protein binding. Gene Ontology annotation, biological process: axon guidance; cell-cell adhesion. Gene Ontology annotation, cellular component: plasma membrane; axon. NCBI's taxonomy places the organism in Eukaryota, Metazoa, Chordata, Mammalia, Carnivora, Felidae.